UUGUUUGUGUCCUCCUUAGUGAAGACAGAUCCAAAGUACCUGUUCAACUCAUCUGCCAUUUCCUUGUUCCCCAUAAUAAAUUCACCUUUUUUGGUCCAUUGAUGAGGUCACGGGGAGUCACAAGGGGUCCAUUGAUGAGGUCACGGGGAGUCACAAGGGGUCCAUUGAUGAGGUCACGGGGAGUCACAAGGGGUCCAUUGAUGAGGUCAGGGGAGCCGUUGAUAUGGUGACAGUUACGUCCCUGCUCCAGCCCACAGUCAACUGGACGAACCAUCAGUGAAGCAUGAUGCGCAGAGUACUGCUUUCGACUCUGGUCACGUUGGCUGUAAUGGGCGCCUUGCUCACCUUCAUGAACCAGGAGGACGACUUGGCUUACUGCUCGGACACAGCCCCCUGCUCCCUGGCCUUCCUGUCAAACAACCCACUCAGCCUGCGUUGCCCGAGUGCCACAGAAGUACCGGAAGACUCCAUCUACUGGCAGUACCAAGACCUUAGCCAGCCUCAAGCAAAACCCCGCACCUUCAUCAGAUCCGGGCACUUGAGGCAGCACCGCAGGGCGAUGGGCAAACUGGGAAGGCGAGCCAAUCUACGGAGCGGCUCCUUGAUCAUGAACAAGGCGGAGACCUCAGACACGGGCCUGUACCUGUGCAGGUCGGCUAAUUCCACCCUAGCCGCCUACCAGGUGGAUGUGCAGGACUCGUCUCUGCUUUACGUGUCCCACCAAGGGCUGGGGGAGAGCACAAUGUCAAACCAGAGCCUGAGGGUUAACUUGGGCUCUUCCCAGCACAUGGUCAAGCUCUACACCCGCUGGGGACCAUGGCAGGACUGUGACCGGUGCAACAUAAUAGGGGAGCAGAAGGUGAUGGGCUUCUGUUACGCCAAACUAAGCCAGGACAUCGAUGAGGACAAGGACGAGGACGAGGGCGAGGCACUGGAGGUGAAUGGCGUCACCUUGCCCUGUGGCCUAAUGGAGCUGCACAUUGGGCAGUCCUUGCCCCGGCGCGGCGCCGAGCUCCACUACCAAUGGUGCCGCGAGCCGUGCGAGAAGGAGGAAAUACCAGUGGGGUUGCCGGAGAUUGGCGAUUGGUCGGUGGUUGGGUCAGGAGCCUGCGAUCGACUGGGUGGAGCCUCGCAAAAUAAUACAGCAGUUGAUGUACCAUGA
This is a messenger RNA of Amblyraja radiata (thorny skate), 1162 nucleotides long. RefSeq names its product protein FAM187B-like. Lineage: Eukaryota; Metazoa; Chordata; Chondrichthyes; Rajiformes; Rajidae. The coding region runs from base 284 to 1162 and encodes 292 amino acids. The record is from RefSeq and is a predicted model, not a curated record. The transcript is spliced from 3 exons.